Molecule: messenger RNA, 6334 nt
Organism: Hippopotamus amphibius kiboko
Lineage: Eukaryota; Metazoa; Chordata; Mammalia; Artiodactyla; Hippopotamidae
Gene: REM2
Product: RRAD and GEM like GTPase 2
Exons: 5
Coding region: 4547-5569 (340 amino acids)
Cellular component (GO): plasma membrane
Molecular function (GO): GTPase activity; GTP binding; calcium channel regulator activity
Source: RefSeq, a predicted model, not a curated record
AUACCACUCAGAGGGUAAGAAAAUUAUAGGAACCCUAAGACUAAUCCUCUCCACCUCCACUCACUGCCUGGGGCCCAGCUCUACAGCGACUGGCACCCGUGGUGAGCACCAAGCCCCCUUACCACCAGGCCUGCGGUCACGAGGCAGCUGGGCCCUGCAGCUGGGAAACUUCCCAUGUACGGGGUACUCCCAGAGCACUUAUCACAGAAGCACACGGUCCCUGGUGGAACACUCCUGCCCUCCAUCCUCCACCCUACCAGGCAUUUUCAGUCUGUCCUAGGCAAGACAGAUGAACGCUCAACCAGGAUGCCUCAAAGCGGGCAAAGAUGUGUCCAGAAAAAAAAUCACAGUCAUUCAGGGUAUGAAGAUGCUAGCAUCACCUUGGCCAAAUGCCAGAGGUCUUCCUGGAAGAGGGCCCAAACUCGAUCCUAAAGAAUGCUGUCAGUAGUGCGAACGGAACUGUGACUUUUAGGCGGGGCGAGCGUCCACAGGAUAAGCCGAGUAAGGAGACAGUGAGGGCUAGGGCUGUAGGAGGGACCCUGGACUUCCUGAGAAGAGGGCAGAAGCACAAGCAAUAGCCAGAGCCGAAGAGCCGGAGAGGGUAAUGGAGGAGGGGAGGAUCUGAGAGACACGUUGGGACCCAGCCUGUGGUAAGCAAAGUGACAGAGCUGUCCCAGAGUUUCAAAGGAAAAUCAGGACAGAUUUAGAAAGAGCCUGUGGGAGUGGAUGUGAUGCCCACAGGAGCAGAGCUGAGGCAUUCCCUAACAGAACCAGUCCCCAGAGCAACAGGCUCCCCCUUAGGCUCCCUUACCCUUCCUGCCUGGCCUGACCUACCCCCACCCCUCUGGUGGAGGGGCCCUGUUGAUGACACCUUGUCAGCAUCCUCACGCCCAGCACUAAUUGCAUAACGUUUCCUCUCCCUUUGAGCAGGAGCCUAGGGAAGUGGCAGAUAGGGGAUACGGUGCCGUCCCGGGACACUGGCAUCUUGGCUCGGAGAAGACUCCAGCACCUUUCACGCCACACCCUCUCCAGAGAUGGGGAAGGGGCUCCAGAGAUCCUCAUCCUUGCUUGCUGUGCUCCCUCUGGGCCUUCCUUCCCCAGUGUAAACAAUCCCAGGCUCCCACCAGCGUCAGGCCCAGUGAAAACAGUGAUGCAGGGGACGUUGACGUCCCCUCCCAUGCCUCUCCAUCACCUGGCCUCUGCCUCUCCCUGCUUCUCUCCUCCAUAGCCACCUCAAAACCUUCAGCCUGAUAUCCUCAUCCUUGUCCUGUUCCAGACCUUUGAACAGGGCAUUUGCCACUUGAAAGUGGACAAAGAUAUAAGGUAAAAGAAUGCUCCUCGUGAUGGAAUGUUUCAGAAUGCUGGAGGAAGGACUUGGGGGUAGAGUUCACUAGGAAAGCCUAUGCAUAUAGAUUCAUGGGCCUUGAAAGAAGUAUCUCUAGGUGCUGGGUGUGUGCUCUAGGAGGUACAAGCAGUAACACCACUUCUGUCAGCCACAGCGAAGCCCCAGGUGGUGGGGAGAGGGGACUGACCUUGUACAGGCAUAAUGGGGAAACUAAGAGGUUCCUACCCAGGCAAGGGUGGGGCACUGGGGGGCUGUCAUCCAAGUUUAUUUUCACCAUGGCCCAGAGAAAAAGAAAUGAGGCGACUUCAGAUCCUUUCAGGAUAGAGACCACUGUCCAGGCUGCCCAGUAUCGGGGGUGUGGGGCUCAUGCAAAGGCCCUUGGUGGGGAGGAGGGAGGUGAUCUCAGUUAUGAGAUGAGGAUCAGGCUGAGAAUCUGAGGUAAUCUGAGCAGAUACUAGAAUUCAGUUCUUAAGGAGCAGAAUCUGGGCCUGAACCAAGCUCCAGGCCAUGCUGGGAGGGGAAAGGGACCCCCAGCCACACAGCCUGAGGCUAUGGGAGCACCAAAUUGUUGGGCAACCUGCUGAGUGCCAGUCCUUUUAUCACACGUAGCUAACCCUUACAGCCGUGGGCAUCAGAGCCCCAAUUCACAGGCUCACAAGCAGCUUCAGAGGAAUUACAAGACUGGUCCAGUCUUUACUGAGAGGCAGAUUUUUUUUUUUUUUAAGAUUUAUUUUUUUAAUUAUCUUUUUAUUUAUUUUGGCUGUGUUGGGUCUUUGUUGCUGCACACGGGCUUUCUCUAGUUGUAGUGAGCGGGGGCUACUCUUCAUUGUGGUGCGUGGGCUUCUCUUGUUGCAGAGCACGGGCUCUAGGCGCGUGGGCUUCGGCAGUUGCGGCACAUGGGCUCAGUAGUUGUGGCUCGCAGGCUCUAGCGCGCAGGCCCAGUAGUUGCAGCGCACGGGCUUAGUUGCUCCGUGGCAUAUGGGAUCUUCCCAGCCCAGGGCUCGAACUCGUGUCCCCUGCAUUGGCAGGCGGAUUCCUAACCACUGCGCCACCAGGGAAGCCCCUGAGAGGCAGAUUUAAACCUGGAUUGGCUCAGUUCCAAAUCUCAAUCUGUCCCAUUGUUACACAGGACCUCCAAGUCCUGAGGGCACUUUGACCUGGGCAAGUGCACAGCCUCUUACCAGUGGGCUGAGAGAUGGUGGUUCAAGAUGAAACCCAGCCUGCGUCUGUGGCCUGAGGCUGGAUUGAGGGCAGGCAGAAGUCAUGGUCAAGAAUCCUCGCUGGGGGCUGCAGCCCCUGACAGUCUUAUCUAGUAUCACAGAAAUGAAUUCCACCACCUAAAUGAAUCUUCCAGAUACAUAAAGCUCACCCCUUUACAAUUUAAAAUUUUUAAAAACUCAUUUUGGAAGGAAAUCAUUCUAAAACAUCACACGUAUCUUCAGCACAUCUGCAAUAUAAUAUAAAUCCUUCUGGAUCAUUCAUAGAAACCAAAAACCUCUGCAGCAAUGUUUUCAGAAGCUGUAACAGCGUCAGAAAAGCUAUUUGCCUAAAUGCCAGAUGACCUUGGACCACUUUUUAAAUGCUUAUGACUUAAAAAGUUUUCUGUGAUGUUGCUUCCCUUGCUACCAGGCUAUCAGCGGUCACUAGCUGCUAUAAAUGUGCUUCUCAUCUUCAAGCAUAGGAGCACACAUGGACACAUUAAAAUUGUGAAUAAAGUAAGGACAAGCAGGCCGUGAUUGAGGACUGAAGAGUCUGUCCAACGAGUAACAUACAUGAGGAUUGUAGCUGCUUAAGAGUUCUUUCUUGCUCCCUCUAGACCCCACAGUGUUGGCCUGUAAUUGACCUCCACAGAAGUGAAGUGUCGCUGCACUAGUAAUCCCAAGAUCACUGUUUGCUUCUUCAAUUGGAAAAGUCCACUGGAAAUCACCGUAUAGAUUGUUCCCAAUAACAGGAGACAGUUGGAAUAUUUAAGACAAGGAAGGCAGCACUGCGUAGAGAUGAAAAACAACUCUGGCAUUGGAAAGAUGUGGGUGGGAAUCCUGGUGUCCCCAUUUUCCAGUUGCAUGAUUGAUUCGGGGGACAGGCCACUCACCUACCACUCUGAGCCUCAGGGUCAUGAGGAUGAAAGGAGAGAAUGCAGGAAGGUGCUGAGCACAGCAUCUGGCAAAGGUGGAGUGAGAAGGGGCCAGGAGAUUGGAAUGUGUGUUUGGGUGCUUGGGAUGUCAGGAAGACAAGGGUGGGAGCCUGAAGGGAAAGGAGCAGUAAAGGAGCUCCGCUAUUCUCGCUUCCCCCCAGGAGGCAGGCGUCAUUGUGUGUCUGCCUUGUGUCGUCCAGAGGCCUGGGGCUGCCCCAGAGAGCGCUGAGAGGGGGCUGGCACCCCCACGUGGGACUGGGAACUUCUUCCAGAGGGCUAGUUGUCCCUCCCCUUUCUCCUGCUCUGAUUAACACGAGGUUGGUGGGCCCGGCAGGGAAGGAGAGAUGCGGAGGGAGGCCCCGGAAUGGUUUGUACCCACCUGAACCUAGUUAAAAAAUGAAGCUGACCAAACAAAGCAGCCCUGUCUCCUUCCUCAUAGCCCCCAUCUGCCUAGGGGCCAGGCUGGGAAAUGGGUACUUUUGUGGGUCUUAGCCCAGAGGGGUGAUAUGGGGAAGAAGGGGGUGGCGGGGAAGCUUGGUGGUGGGGUGGCUGUCCUCCUGUCCCUGCAUCUCUUUUGGUUUCUUCUUUUAGCCCCUCCAUUUACCUACUGAGCAUCCACUCUGGGCUGAACGUUGGGCUAAGGGGCUGGGAUAUGGAGACAAAUGAUACAGUCCUGGCCCCUGGAGAAAGACCAUCCAGGCCCUGGGUCCUUGCCUCCUCCCAUCCUCAGCUCCCUUGCCCACUGACCCCUCACCCCACUUCUCUGAACCCCUGUCUCUUCUGCCCCUCUGACUUUGUUCUGUUCAGAGCCAGACUCCGCAGUGUGUGCUCCCAGAGGGAAGACACACAAAGGAAGGGGGUGGGGGGGUGCGCAGAAAGGAGGGAAUCCCGCUGACAUCACAGCUCAUUAGCAUGUGUGACCUCAUCGGGGGAGGGGGGUGGGACUAUUUCCCCAGGUGUCUAGGGGGAGGGCAUGGGGGUGGUAUUUAAAGGGAAAAGCUGACAGUGCUGCUGAGUGAGGGAGCGGGUGCUGCACGCCGCCAGGCUGCACACGCACACGCACAACGAUGCACACGGACCUCGACACCGACAUGGACACGGACACGGAAACCACAGCACUCUGCCCCGCCGGCAGCCACCGGGCCUCCCCGCCAGGGACACCCACAGCAGAAGCAGACGCCACAUUGCUGAAGAAGCCAGAGAAACUGUUGGCAGGGUUGGACCGGGGCGGGCCACCCCCUGCCCUAGGGGCCCCCAGACGAAGAGGCAGUAUGCCUGUCCCCUACAAGCACCAGCUGCGGCGCGCCCAGGCUGUAGAUGAACUUGACUGGCCACCUCAAGCCUCAUCCUCUGGCUCCUCUGACUCCCUGGGCUCAGGGGAGGCAGCCCCCACCCUAAAAGAUGGCAUCUUCAAGGUCAUGCUGGUGGGGGAGAGCGGCGUGGGCAAGAGCACCCUAGCAGGCACUUUCGGUGGUCUUCAGGGAGACAGUGCUCACGAGCCGGAGAACCCAGAGGACACCUAUGAGAGACGCAUCAUGGUGGAUAAGGAGGAAGUGACUCUAGUUGUUUAUGACAUCUGGGAACAGGGGGAUGCAGGGGGGUGGCUGCGGGACCACUGCCUUCAGACGGGGGAUGCCUUUCUCAUCGUCUUCUCAGUCACCGACCGAAGAAGCUUCUCCAAAGUUCCAGAGACCCUACUACGGCUCAGGGCUGGGAGGCCCCACCACGACCUGCCUGUCAUCCUCGUUGGAAACAAGAGUGACCUGGCCCGCUCCCGGGAGGUCUCACUGGAGGAGGGCCGCCAUCUGGCAGGGACACUGAGCUGCAAGCACAUCGAGACGUCCGCCGCGCUGCACCACAACACGCGGGAGCUCUUCGAGGGAGCGGUGCGCCAGAUCCGGCUGCGGCGGGGCCGGAACCGGGCCGGGGGCCCGCGGCCCGAGUGGGGCAGCCCCGAGGGCCCCGCGCCGCCCGCGCGCCGAGAGAGCCUCACCAAGAAGGCCAAGCGCUUCCUUGCCAACCUGGUGCCGCGCAACGCCAAGUUCUUCAAGCAGCGCUCCAGGUCGUGUCACGACCUCUCCGUGCUCUGAGCCGCGGUCGCCAUGGUCACCGCGGUCGCCAUGGUCACCGCGCCCUCCGCUCGCCCCCUCGCCCCGCCCCGCCCCCGCCCGGCUUCCUCUGUGAAGUCCAUCUAGGAAACCAAAAACUCCCAGGACGCCCUGGUGUGACCGCGGGAGCCAGGUGCUCCUCACCCAGGCCCGGCGGGCGUCGCCCCGCCCGCUCCACGCGCUCUCCGGUUACCUCCCGGCUUCGGAGCUCCCGGAAGGCGAGCACGCGGGCCCGCGAGGGGCGCGCUGCGGCCGCUGGGCGGGGCGGCUUCCGGCGGGCGGGGACGAAAGUAGUUCUGCAAGGUACUUUGUUUAUUAAUUCGCGCUUGACCACCUCUCCUGUAAAGAGAUGCUUAAAGCAAGAACUGGAAAAGUGCUUUGUAGACUCCUUUACAGUUUUCCACCUUUGUACUCAGCGCGAAUAUGCCUCAACUUUAGAAGAUUCUUAAAGGUAAAGACACGGAGCCGCUUCCUUGAGACUUUCCUAAAGCGUCCUGGCUCCGAUGUGCUGCACUUGUCCACUUUGCCUUUAAGAAGUUCUUAAAGGCAAGAGUCUGCAAGCGCUGUUCUUCAGGAUUGUCUGUGAUUUGUCGAAUACGCCACAGCACUUCCCCUUUAAGGUUAUUAAAGGUAAGGUGUGCAGAGACUCUUGCCUGAAGAGCUGAGUGGUGGCAGCCCGCCCUUGGCCAGGGCCCAGGAGGCACCAGCAAGGGGGCUACCCUUCCCUUUUCAAUAAAGAAUUUUUCU